Messenger RNA from Cottoperca gobio, 3108 nucleotides. RefSeq names its product protein phosphatase 2, regulatory subunit B', delta (gene ppp2r5d). Gene Ontology annotation, biological process: signal transduction; protein dephosphorylation. Lineage: Eukaryota; Metazoa; Chordata; Actinopteri; Perciformes; Bovichtidae. The record is from RefSeq and is a predicted model, not a curated record. Gene Ontology annotation, cellular component: nucleus; protein phosphatase type 2A complex; cytosol. Gene Ontology annotation, molecular function: protein phosphatase activator activity.
CAAGACGCUGCUGCAGACAACUCAGACGAGCAGCAGAGUGGCAGUAAGCGUUCCAGUAACAGCACGCCUCCUCCCACUCAGCUCAACAAGAUCAAAUACUCUGGAGGUCCUCAGCUGGUGAAGAAGGAGCGCCGCCAGAGCUCCUCUCGCUUCAGCCUCACCAAGAACAGAGAGCUGCAGAAGCUGCCUGCUCUCAAAGACUCCCCCCCAAUAGAGCGCGAGGAGCUGUUCGUGCAGAAGCUGCAUCAGUGCUGUGUGCUGUUCGACUUCGUGAGCGACCCGCUCAGUGACCUGAAGUACAAAGAAGUGAAGCGAGCUGGACUCAACGAGAUGGUGGAAUACAUCACACACAGCAGCGACGUGGUGACGGAGAUCAUCUACCCCGAGGCCGUGUUCAUGUUUUCAGUGAACUUGUUCCGGACUCUUCCUCCGUCCUCCAACCCGACCGGAGCUGAGUUUGAUCCUGAAGAGGACGAGCCCACGCUGGAGGCCGCCUGGCCUCACCUGCAGCUCGUCUACGAGUUCUUCCUUCGCUUCCUCGAGUCUCCAGACUUUCAGCCAAACAUCGCCAAGAAAUACAUCGACCAGAAGUUUGUGAUGUCGCUGCUGGAGCUGUUCGACAGCGAGGACCCGCGAGAGAGAGACUUCCUGAAGACCAUCCUGCACCGCAUCUACGGCAAGUUCCUCGGCCUUCGCGCCUACAUCCGCCGGCAGAUCAACAACAUCUUCUACAGAUUUAUCUACGAGACGGAGCAUCACAACGGCAUCGCUGAGCUGCUGGAGAUCCUUGGAAGCAUCAUCAACGGCUUCGCUCUGCCUCUGAAAGAAGAACACAAGAUGUUCCUGAUCCGAGUUCUGCUGCCACUGCACAAAGUCAAGUCUCUGAGCGUCUACCACCCUCAGCUGGCGUACUGUGUCGUUCAGUUCUUGGAGAAAGAGAGCAGUCUGACGGAGUCUGUGAUCGUGGGUCUACUGAAGUUCUGGCCGAAGACCCACAGUCCGAAGGAGGUGAUGUUCCUGAAUGAGCUGGAGGAGAUCCUGGACGUCAUCGAACCCUCAGAGUUCAUCAAAGUCCAGGAGCCGCUCUUCCGACAGCUCGCCAAGUGUGUGUCCAGCCCGCACUUCCAGGUGGCAGAGAGAGCUCUGUAUUACUGGAACAACGAGUACAUCAUGAGUCUGAUCAGCGACAACGCCGCCAAAAUCCUCCCCAUCAUGUUCCCCCGCCUAUACAAGAACUCCAAGAGCCACUGGAACAAGACGAUCCACGGGCUGAUCUACAACGCUCUGAAGCUCUUCAUGGAGAUGAACCAGAAGCUGUUUGAUGACUGCACGCAGCAGUACAAGGCUGAGAAACAGAAAGAGAAAUAUAAGCUGAAGGAGAGAGAGGAGAUCUGGCACAAGAUAGAAGAGUUGGCCCAAAAGAACCCACAGAUCAAUAAGCUCCACCCCCUCCGCCCAGGACUCCACCCACAGGAAGAGCACAUGUUGUACAGUGACAGUACUGUGGCUGUGUACUCGAUGGAAACAGAGACUCCAACAGCUGAAGACAUCCAGCUGCUGAAGAAGACAGUGGAGAGCGAAGCCUCACAGGGUUUGAAGGACCUGAAGAAGGACAAAGUCCUAAUGAGGAGGAAGUCGGAGCUGCCACAGGACGUCUACACCAUCAAAGCUCUGGAGGCGCACAAGAGAGCCGAGGAGUACCUGACAGCCAAUCAGGAGGCUCUCUGACCGGGGGGGGUCGGUCCCGGUCCCUUCUGAUUAGGACUCUCUCCGAUUGGAGAAAGCUGAAAACUAGGGGGGGUCAGAUCAGGACGGAGCUGACGCUGCAUUCAAAGAAAGAACGAACGUCACGUCUGACCCCUGGUGGCCGAUAACGAGUCGGACACUGUGUAGACGUCGUGUUUCCACCGCCAUCUGUUCUCAUCUUCACCACCAAACGCCUCCAGGUGACUAAAGACUGAAGGUCCCUGAACACAUCACCAGCGGGCCUUUUUCCACUGCAGGAACCUAACGAGCUGUAAAUUAAUUUAUCUCCGAGUUCAGACUUUAAAUCCUUUCACCCGUCCAGAAUGAAAUUACAUUUUAUUUUCUAAAAGUCUCCAGUAAACGUUACAUCCCAUCGUUUUAUAAAACAAUGGUGUGAGUUACUGUGUAUUGGGGCGAAGGAAAAUAUAUUACGGAGUCGGGAGAUUAAAGUCGUACAUUUUUAAGAAAUACAUGUGAAUAUUAUGAUAUCACAAUUUUUUGAGAAAAACUUAAAUGUUCUCUUGAGAUCAAAUUCACAAAUUUACCAGAAAAAAAAAUCUUACACACUAACAACUAAUGCAAUAAUUUUCAUUUAUUCUCCUGGCUCCGUAAUUUAUCCUUUUUAAUUUAAACUGCAAUCGCCCUAUUGCUGCAGAAAUGACCCCUGGAGUAUGUUUCUGACGUAAAGAAAGGGUACUGAUGUUUGAAAGUCGUGUGAACAUCUGAAAGCUUUGGCUCAGUUUCAGAUCGUUCAGUUCCUGCUGUGGAAAAGAGCUCCAACACAUCUCGUCUGUCCCGUGACACCUGAACGCAGCACGGAUGAGUUCACUGACUCGCUCCAGAGCCACGCCUCCUCCACCUGACCCGACCAAUCAGCCGUCGGCACGGAUCAGCGGCGGCCUCGAGACCGAAGACAACGACGUGAAUGUAGACGUCCAAUCAGCAUCAACGUGGUUUAUUAUGUUUUAUUUUAAUGUUUGUCCGUCAGCGACUUCACACCAAUGAGAGAAGGCGUUUCCUGUCAGACACUUAAAGAUCAACAAUCCGAACGUGUUUCUGCAGCGUCCUCAUCAGGUCAAAGGUCAAACACGAAACGUUGUAUGGAGGCCAAUUUCUGCCCGUAAAAUAACUAAAUAUGAUGAAGACUUAAAAAGACCUCGGUCGAUAAAAUGAGAAACUGUCGCCAAAUAAUUUGCGUUAAACAUCAGUGUUUCCCCGGUGACACAGGGCGGAGCGGCUACGAGCUAAAGGCUAACGUUUCUCUGAGAACUUAAGAUCCAGACGUCCGUGGACUAAAGUCCUUCAUCCUUCAAAUAUAGAGUUAAAAACACCAAGAUGUGAAAACUCACUACAUAUACAGCA